Messenger RNA from Owenia fusiformis, 1836 nucleotides. NCBI's taxonomy places the organism in Eukaryota, Metazoa, Annelida, Polychaeta, Sabellida, Oweniidae. The record is from the annotation of a GenBank genome assembly.
AAACAAUAGGAGAACCUGUUGGAUUGAUUGGAGAUUUAUUUGUGGAUUAUUUACUUGGAUACCACUUACAGUAUUAAAGUUGAGCUGAGUCUAUACGGCAUCAGAACAAUCUCGACAUUUUGCCAGGAAAGACGAAUCAAAAUAGAAGAAUUUAACUUCAAAUUGGAAACUUUUACAUCUUUUUGGUGUUGAGUUUGGAGUUUGAAUUGCUCAUUCAUAUUUGGAAUAGAGAAAUAAACUGAGAAUGGGUUGUAAUAGCAGCAAAAAUGUGCAAGUUGCACCAGCAAUGAAACCUGCCACAUGGACAGAAGAACCUAAAACUCAAAGUCGACCAAAUUCAACAAAGUCAAUAAAAGUGAAAAGCACAAAGAUUGAAGCAUUCGAAGCUUCGGAUGAUGAAGGCAUAGAAGAGUCUGUAAAACUUGAUAAGAAAAAGAAGAAAAGAGGACUUAACAAAUCACUUGCCAGUCUUGGUUCAAAUGGCUCUCGUGGAUCAUCUGAUCGUGGAUAUUCUGCUACUUCAAAAUCAUCGAAACAUUCCACCGACUCUGGGUUUGAUGAUGAGGCAUAUGCAAAUGUUAUUACAGAAGAUAGUGAUCCAACUAAAGUAUCCAGUAUUGAGGAAGACUUUGGUGAUGAAAAGGAACUCUUAGAUUUUGGUCUUGUUGGACAAAAAUGUGAACAGAGACUGAGUGCUAAAGACAAAUCCAGAAUGGAAGAACAGAGAAUAAUGGCCUCACUUAGAGAUGAAGGUCUUAUUGCACGUCCAAAGUCACGAGCUGCUGGAGGCAUGUCCUUUGAGAUCAUAUCUGAUGGACCUGAUCCGAAUGCAUUGAAACGUCCAUUAAGAUUAGCCAAAUUGGAGAGAAGAAAAAAGAAGAAAGAAUUAACAGCUGAAGAAAUUGCUGCCAAAUUAGAAAAAGCUGAAAAACGAAGAAAGGAAAAAGAACAAGAAAAAAUAGAAACUAUUAAAGCAGUAACAAACAAAAGUGAUGUUUUAACAGCAUUGGACAGUUUUGAAAAAUCUCAAAAAGACAAAGAAGAAGUAAUAGAGAAAAAAAUUGACUCUCACCAAGACAAACGUGAAAAACAUCUUAAAGAGAUGAGAGAUAAAUUGAAAGCUAAACAAGCACAUGCUGAGAAAGUGCGACAGAGGAAAAAACUUGCAGUAUUGACCCCCCACCCUGAUUCUGAUUUGGCUCGCGAAGGAACACCUAUCGCAUAAUAAACCAACACUUUGUGGUGUAAACUUGCCAAUAUACCAGUGAGGAUUCUCAGCAUUAUAUACAAACACUUUAUCUCAGGAUGUAAAACUUAGAUGAUGAAGCAGUAAAGACAUUGUGCCCUGGAGGCAUGUAUUUUUUAUAGACACUGUUUAAAAUGAAACUUCCUUAGAAAGUAUUGAAGGAGGUUGAUAUUUUUAUAGUUUUCAAUUCUUCAAAAAUGCACUGCUAGGCUAUGUGUUAAUUUGUAGAAUGAUUUGGUUUAUCUGAACUGCUGGACUUUAAUCAGAAAACUGAAGUCAAUUUAGAAAUUUGUUAUCUAGCCCAGGAUUCUUGUAAUAUGUAGAACUCCUGUGAACUGCUGAUAUCUGUAAACAGGUAAAUGUACAAUAAUUUAUCUUCAUUGGAAUUUUGUACAUGGUGCUCAAUACAAUAUUUUAUAAUUAACUUGAUAAGUUGUAUCAACUGAAGACAAUCUGAUGAUGUAUGUAGUGGUAUGUUAAAACAUGUGAAAUCAAACCUGUGUAUGAUUAUGAUUGAUUGUUUAUACAUCAGUAUAAUAUUAAAUGCUUAUAAAAGAAAUAAAACAUAUGAAAUAAAUAUUAUAUUAUCA